AUGUUAUCCAAAGUCUUCAUCACCGUAGGACUCACUGCCACUGUUGCAGCCUUCGACUGCAAUGGCCAUUACUUCUCCUUCUUCAAUCGUGGCGGCAACGCCAUGAGCUACCAGCGUCUUGAUCCCGCGCUAUAUCCAGGCACCGAGAGUCCCCAUCUUCACUCCUUCGACGGAGGGAAUGCACUGUCAGCGUCAACCGACUUUGCCGAAACGCAAACUUCGACUUGCUCCACUGCACGCAUCAAGCCGGACAAGAGCUUAUACUGGCGUCCCUCGAUCUUCUGGAACGGCAAUGGGACUGGCUUCCACCGUGUGCCCGAGAAAUCGACCAAGAUCUACUACAAAUUUGGCGACGGCGACAAAUGGGCAAACGUCACAGGUUUCCCUGAGAAUUUCAACAUGAUGGCUGGCAACCCUUUGAAGCGGUCCGAUGGUGACAAUCCCGCUGGUGUGCGAUGGGGCUGUCACAAUCCUGAUGGGGGCUCCACUGCCAUCUUCAGCAACGGCUUUCCCAAGGGUUUCUCUUCGUGCGACUAUGGUCUUGCAUCCGAAGUCACCUUUCCAUCGUGCUGGAAUGGCGACAAGCUGGAUCCUGAGAACCCUCAGGCUCACAUGGCGUAUCCCAGUGGAUUCAGCGGCGUUGGGGUCGAAAAUUGCCCUGCCACUCACAGGGCAGCGCGAUUCCCGACUAUCUUCGUCGAGUUUUGGUAUGAUGUUUCGUCGUUCAAUGGGCAGUAUGGGCCAGACGAAACCCCUUGGGUUGUCUCCAACGGCGAUCCAACUGGCUUUGGUUUCCACGCCGACUUUUUGAACGGCUGGGAGAAGGGUGUGCUUGAGAAAGCCAUUGGCGAGACGGGUGGCUGCAACUGCGGCUGCGGCUGCGGUCAAACGGAAAUGGAGCAAUGCUUCGGCGCAGAAAACGUGAACAGAGAUGCCGACGGGGAAUUUGAAAGUUGCGCAGCCAUGACGGCAAUGGGCAAUGAUGCCACGCCUGUUCUGGACACCCUUCCCGGAUGCAAUCCUCUCCAGUCGGGACCGGCUGAUGCAACGACUGUGACCGGCCCAAAUUGCGAUGCUACUGCCAAACCAGUUUCUCCAGGCGAAAAACCUACUUCUUCUUCUUCUGCCGCUGCUGCAAGCAAGACAGGGAGCCUCACCGCCAAGCCUUCCACAACCUUGGAUGUCACCGAUUCCCCUCCUGCGGUCGAAAAAGACGACAACGACAACGAAGAUGCAAAUACAACCCCAUCUGCUGUCCCAUCCCGAGAGAAUACGUCCAAGAAAGCUAAUCCAACUACUAUCCCAUCUUCAUCAUCCUCAACCGCCACACCGCCUCCUAGCAAUCCCAGCCCCACCCCCUUAACACCAUUGCCCAGUACCAAUGACUGCAAACCCCCCAUCUCCAUCACAAUCACACCCACCGUAUACAUCACACUCGCAGCUGAAAGCGAGGCUUCAUCUUCCUGUGCACAGCAGGACACUGUGUACGCAACUGUUACUGAGACGACGACGGUCACUAUGUCUGCGUGA
Plenodomus lingam JN3 is the source of this 1530-nucleotide messenger RNA. RefSeq lists its product as uncharacterized. The record is from RefSeq and is a predicted model, not a curated record. NCBI's taxonomy places the organism in Eukaryota, Fungi, Ascomycota, Dothideomycetes, Pleosporales, Leptosphaeriaceae.